Ictalurus punctatus (channel catfish) is the source of this 3227-nucleotide messenger RNA. RefSeq names its product zinc finger protein 239. The transcript is spliced from 6 exons. Gene Ontology annotation, molecular function: DNA-binding transcription factor activity, RNA polymerase II-specific; RNA polymerase II cis-regulatory region sequence-specific DNA binding. NCBI's taxonomy places the organism in Eukaryota, Metazoa, Chordata, Actinopteri, Siluriformes, Ictaluridae. Gene Ontology annotation, biological process: regulation of transcription by RNA polymerase II. The record is from RefSeq and is a predicted model, not a curated record. Bases 386 to 2050 code for a protein of 554 amino acids.
UCCUACACGCUCAACUGCUCACUCUCUCUCUCGCUCUCUCUCUCUCUGUGUGUGUGUGUGUGUGUGUGUGUGUGUGUGUGUGUGUGUGUGUGUGUGAGAGAGAGAGAGAGAGAGUGUGAGUGACUGUGUGACUGAGUGUGACUGAGUGAGAGAGAGAGAAUGGAUCGAGGUGGCAGAUAAAGAACCAAACACACACUCUGACGCUUUAAAUCCGGUUCUGUUCAAACCGAGAUCACUUCACGGAGCCUUUUAACAUCCCGAACUCACCAGACCGGAAGUGAGGGACUCUGUGGAAACCGUUAGUGGAAUCAACUGUCAAAGCCUUUGAAGCUCUGAUACUCUGUGUAACAUCACUAAAGUGUCCUGAUUCUUUACACCUCUUAGAAUGAAAUCCGAGUCCACACGGCGCUCUUUAGGAAAAUCUCCACAGACUCCUGCUGCUACUGGUUCAAAGAUGUACCACUGCUCACACUGUGGGAAGAGUUUUACUAAAAGUAAUCAUCUUCACCGACACGAGCGGAUCCACACAGGAGAGAAGCCGUAUCACUGCUCACAAUGUGGGAAGAGUUUUACUCGUCAGAGUAAUCUCCAAAGACACGAGCGUAUUCACACAGGAGAAAAACCAUAUUAUUGUGAACAAUGUGGGACAAGUUUUACUUGUUCGAGAAAUCUCCAAAUUCAUGAGCGCAUUCACACAGGAGAGAAGCCGUAUCACUGCUCACAGUGUGAGAAGAGUUUUACUUGCCAGAGUUCCCUCCAACAGCAUGAGCGCACUCACACAGGACAGAAGCCGUAUCACUGUGGACAGUGUGGAGAGUUUUUUGCUCGUCCAGGUACUCUCUAUCGACACGAGCGCAUUCACACAGGAGAGAAGCCGUAUCACUGUGGACAGUGUGGGAAGAGUUUUGCUCGUCAGAGUACUCUCCAAAUACACCAACACAUUCAUACAGGACAGAAGCCAUACUUCUGCGGACAAUGUGGGCGUAGCUAUACUAAUUCAAGAUCAUUAAGGGGACACAAGAGAGAGCACACAGGAGAGAAGCCGUAUCACUGCUCACAAUGUGGAAAGAGUUUUACUUGUCAGAGUUCUCUCCAAAGACACGAGCGCAUUCACACAGGAGAGAAGCCGUAUCACUGCUCACAGUGUGGAAAGAGUUUUACUUGUCAGAGUGGUCUCCAAAUACAUGAGCGCAUUCACACAGGAGAGAAGCCGUUUCACUGUGGACAAUGUGGGAAAAGUUUUAGUUGCCAGAGUAAUCUCCAAAUACACAAGCGUAUUCACACAGGAGAGAAGCCAUAUCACUGUGGACAGUGUGGGAAGAGUUUUACUUUUCAGGGUGGUCUCCAACAGCAUGAGCGUAUUCACACAGGAGAGAAGCCAUAUCACUGUGGACAGUGUGGGAAGAGUUUUAAUUGCCAGCAUAAUUUCCGACGACACCAGCGCAUUCACACAGGAGAGAAGCCGUAUCACUGUGGACAGUGUGGGAAGAGUUUUCCUUCCCAGCGUAAUCUCCGACGUCACCAGGACAUUCACACAGGAGAGAAGCCGUAUCACUGUGGACAGUGUGGGAAAAGUUUUAGUUGCCAGAGUAAUCUCCAAAUACAUGAGCGCAUUCACACAGGAGAGAAGCGAAAUUACUGCUCACAGUGUGGGAAGAGUUUUACUUGUCAGAGUGCUCUCCAAAUACACAUGCGCGUUCACACAGGAGAGAAGCCGUUUCACUGUGGACAGUGUGGGAAGAGUUUUACUCAUCAGGGUAAUCUCCAACAGCAUGAGCGCAUUCACAUAGGAGAAAAGCCAUAUCACUGUGGACAGUGUGGGAAGACUUUUACUCAUCAGAGUUAUCUCCAACAGCAUGAGCGCAUUCACACUGGAGAGAAGCCGUAUCACUGUGCACAGUGUGGGAAGAGUUUUACUCAACACAGUACUCUCCAGCAACACAAGCGCAUUCAUACAGGACAGAAGCCGUACUUCUGCGGACAAUGUGGACGGAGCUAUACUCAUUCAAGGUCUUUAAGGACACACAAGUGCACUAACGUGAAGCCAUGAGACCUUGAAAUGUGAAUUUGUCAAAUUAAGAUGCAUGUUUUUUAUUUUAAUUUUUUAAAAGGAGGUAAAGAGAUGUUCCAGCAUAAAACUAUAAUAAUAUAGUAUUUGUCAUGGACUGUAGUAUUCUGUUGCAUGGGACUUUAGUGCUUACUCUCUGGGUUUUAGCAGAAUUCAUGAUUUUACGUUGUUUCACUGUUUUCCCCCCAAACGCUACAAUACCAAGCAUGGACUACACAUUUAACCAGUGAGAAUGCCCACUUUAAUCAACAUCAGACAUCUGACAGCUCUGCUCUUUUGUUUGCUGUCAAACGGUUGAGCACUGCCGUGUGUGUGUGCAAAAUCCGCCGAAAACUCCCACACAACGUUAAUACUGUGGUUAAAGUGUUUAGAUGUCUAUAAUGCACGUUGAUAAUGCGACUAACAUAGGAGUACUCCAUGUCUUAAUUCAAUUUGUGUUUACCUUAAUGUAAAGUCAUACUCGAAGUAAUCAAUAACUGUUUACAUGGUAGUUUCUUAAUCAGAGUAUUGUCUUAAUUGAGUUAAUUUCUGAUUAUUGUUGUCCAUCUAAAUGUAUUGUACGAGUUCACUGUGAGUUCACAAGUUCCUCAUAGAAGAUCAGGUUGCCUACUGAUCACACUUUAUCAAUAUGUUCUAUAACUCUGUGUGUUCUGGAAAUCUAAAUAAAUGAUAUAAAUGGGAUAAAUGGCACUCAUCCAAGCCAUCAAAGAUAAAUGGAACCUUUUUCAAGCUGGAAAUGUCAGUUUCUUUUAACAGGCAUGAAGGAGCUCCAUCAGACUCGACUUUUGGUCUGUCAUCAAAUUCAGCUCUCAUAAAGAAUGUGGAAUCAUAAGGUAGAUGUCCUGAUUUGCUUUCCUUUCAAUCCAGUCAAGAAUGAACUUCUGCACAGAGACUGGUUUUCCAAUGCCAGUGACUCCCUUUGUCAGCACAGUUCUGAUGGGUUUGUCUUCUUCAGAUAAGAGCUGAAAGAUGUCAUUGCAUGUGAUUGGUGUGUCCUGUUGUUCUCCUAGAUGCUGCCUCAAUCUGUCUCACCUCAUGUUUAUAACUGUCAUCUCCACUGUGUCCAUCUGUGAUGUAGAGCUCUGUGUAGAUAUAAUUCAGGAGUGUUCAGGCAUGACCCACAAUCUGCUGCUGUAAAUAAAUUUCAAUGAACAUACAA